Molecule: messenger RNA, 546 nt
Organism: Camellia sinensis
Lineage: Eukaryota; Viridiplantae; Streptophyta; Magnoliopsida; Ericales; Theaceae
Source: RefSeq, a predicted model, not a curated record
AUGACGGUGUUCAAAAAGCCCAUCUAUAGAAUUCUUAGCAAAAUACACGACGAACCCUUCGUUCGGCAGCCUGCCAAGUUGGGAGAAGCACAAAAGGGCUAUGAGGAAAGGUAUAGGUGUACCUUUCACGAUGAAGUUGGGUACCAAACUGAAGACUGCACGCCUUUGAGGCAACGUUUGGAAGAAUUGGUGGCCGCGGGCCACUUGGACAAAUACAUUGAAGGGGGACCUCGGCCAGCUACUCAAGACCACAAUGGGCCAGAUGGAAUGCCAGCCGAUGGUUUGCCUCAAGGCAUCAUUAAGAUAAUACAUGGGAUCAUCGAGCCUAAGCGAGUGUGCGAGCUGAGCGGCAUGAUCAAAAAAGCAGAGCACAUGGAGGAAGUGCUAAGCGCCCAACCAACUAUGAAAAAGGGGAAGUGGGUAGAAAAAAAUGUCAUCACUUUCUUUGACAGGGACUUAGCAAGGUUGCAAAGCCCUCACAACGACGCACUAGUGGAUAUUUUGCACAUCAAGAAUUUUGAUAUAAAGCGUAUCUUGAUUGACUAG